Messenger RNA from Acanthocheilonema viteae, 1467 nucleotides. The record is from the annotation of a GenBank genome assembly. Lineage: Eukaryota; Metazoa; Nematoda; Chromadorea; Rhabditida; Onchocercidae.
AUGAUUGGAUGGCUUAUAUCCAUUGCCUUAUUUGCACUCUUCAAUUUCUGCUACGCUCAAUAUCGUCGAACUAUAAACCCAAUCGAAUUGCGAACGACCAAAGGAGAAUUUUUCAUUCAUACACUUCAUUCCGGCAACUUUUUCCCACAAACAGUCGAUGUUAAAUGGUCCGCCUCGUUGCAAGGCCGCCCUGCUUUGCCAUUGUGGUUGCACUUGAUGCCCUCUAGGCACAGAGCCCUUGGAUACUUAUAUGGUACUGUGGUGUCGCCUUUUAAUCAAGUUGUUAUACAUGUUAUUGCUCGACGGUUAGAUAAUUACGAUAAAGCGGAACAGUAUAUAACAAUAUUUUUGAAUGAUAAUGAAAAAUACAGUAACGCAACGCAGCAAUUUGCCGAAAUUUAUAUAAAAAAUUACAAUCCUGAAGAUCUUUUAACUGAUCGCACUCGAACUAUUGAUCGACUGAGAAAAUCAAUGAAAGAAUCAUUUAGAGGGAAAGGACUAAAUCCCUAUAUAUUCCAAAUUUUAGCCGCUGGAAAUUCACCACCUCAAAAUGCCCAACUCGAUCUACACCACAAAGUUGGAAGCAUAGUUCGAAUUGGUACGCAGAAUCGUUUUCAUGUGAAUGUACUGAAUUUGGAACGUGGAUUGCAAAGGAAUCCGCAGUACUGCAGCAGGGAUCAGCUCGUACCACUGAACAAAUUUUUUGCUCCAGUUUUUCAAAUUGAUUGGUGCAAUUUCUAUGUGAAAAAUGUAACAGCACCAACUAUUCACAGUAAUGAUGCAGAGCUCCAGCAAAGGUCGAUGAAAGUAAUCAGACCGGACACAGAAACGGUGCAUACUUCCUACCAGCAACACCAACCAUCUAUGUCGUCCAUAUUGAAAGUGGAAACUCCUGUAUUACACACCAGAUACUAUUUUUGGGAAUCAUUUUUGAUGUUUCCGAUGUUGGGUGUAUGUUGCAUCCUCUUACUUAUUCUGCUAAGUCUUAUUUUCUUUGGCCGUCGCGAAGGUCAACACUGGAGGGAUUACAAAACGCCAAAACGACAGUUGGAGGAAUAUGUUAGUGUACGCGAGAGUCAACGCCAUUUGCGUGAACUUUCUAUGCAACGACAAAUGCUUCUAAUGGCUUCAGACAGGGCACAGUCGCACACUCCACUUGGAAUUCAUACAUUCCUGCAGCCGAAAUCUCCAAGUCGGAAUCCAUCUUCAGAAAAUCUCCGACCUAAUCCAUCCAGUCGUGGUUCUCGGUCACCCCUAUUAAAAGAAUCGAGAGGUGUAAGUCCAGAUAAAACCUCUGGUGAUCAUGUCAUUCUGAUGAGCAAGCAAACAGUUGCAGAAGCAGCGAAAGCAUGUGGCUCAUCACUGCAUUUGUAUAGGAACCCUUUUGAAAACGAUCCAAAUGAUAACAGCGCGGAGGAACAGUCCACUGAUGGCGGUGAUCUAAACAAUACGAAACUCGUGAAAUGA